Molecule: messenger RNA, 342 nt
Organism: Parnassius apollo (apollo)
Lineage: Eukaryota; Metazoa; Arthropoda; Insecta; Lepidoptera; Papilionidae
Source: the annotation of a GenBank genome assembly
AUGAAAGCCUAUUACGAUAGGAAUCGUGCACCAACUAAGCUUUUCAACUUAGGUGAUCUCGUCAUGAUCCCAAACCAUCAUAACCCAGCCAAUGGCAAAAGCAAAAAAUUGUGUCCGAAGUUUAGAGGGCCCUUUAAAAUUUCCGGUGUACUCAAGAACGAGCGUUAUGAGAUAUCAAGCAUCGUGGGAAUUUCAAAACGCAAUUACAAAAGUAUUUACCCCGCAGACCAACUUAAGCGGUGGAUAACUUUUGAUUCGGCUGGAGUGGAAAAUGACGAUGCUUCAGCGAAGAUCACAGAUCUGAAUAGCGAAGACAUGUACCUCAAUAAUUCCUCUGAUUAA